UUUCCCGAAAACUUCCGUCGCCUGGUGUAAACAUCCGGUAUAGAAUUUGUUGAUACAUGCCCAAGAAUUUUCUGGAAAUAAAGCACAUCUGGAACAGUUUUCGUGCACAGGCAUCACUGUAAAUUAGAGGUAUAAACAUGGUUAAGUUAUCAAUCAAGAAAGGAGAUGAGCCACAGUUCCUAUAUGAAACAACAGUAGAAGCUACGGUCGAUGAUACUCUGGCAGAGGUAGCUACUAUAUAUAAUGGAAGGCUUAAAGUUCAGAGAUUGUGUGCAGAAAUAGAGGACUUGGCUGAACAUGGAAUAACUCUGCCACCCAACAUGCAGGGCCUCACAGAUGAACAGGUGAUUGAACUCAAACUGAAAGAUGAAUGGGCAGAGAAGUGUACUCCACAAGGAGGAGUCAGAGUGAAUGAAGAUAAAGUUGGCAGAAGAAAUGGACAAGCUCCUGCUGAGAAGAUGGCUGAAGUCCUGAAGAAAACAUGUGCAGAGGCAAAGGAUAUGAUCUCAAAGAAAAAGGUACAGGCCAAUGAAAUGGUGACACAAAAGACUGUUACAGAAGCCCUGGAUAUCCUAAGAGGGGCUGUAACUAUUGUAUACCCAAUGGGAUUACCUCCCCAUGAUAAUAUCAAAAUGGAAUUUGAUAACAAUGAAGAUCUGACUGGAACGCAAGCUUCACUAGAUGUUAUUGAAGAACAAAACGCUGCUCUGUGGUUCUCAGGCAAAGAAAUGUUGAGGGGUAAACAGCUUAAAGAUUUUGUUGGCAAAAAUGAAAAAACAAAAGUGAUAGCCAAACUUCAAAAGAAAGGUCAAGGUUGUCCAUCCCGAGAACCAGUGGUGAACGAGCAACAACAGAAGGAAAUGAUGGCAUACUACUACAAGAAACAAGAGGAAAUGAAGAAACUGGAGAAGGAAGCAGAAGAUGCCUACCUUGAUUCAGACUGGGCAGAUAGCCAAGCAUUGAAGAGAAACUUCCAUGGACUUAAAGACAUUAAAUGGGGGCCACGGUGACACGCCCAACAUCGGUUCAAUUAACCAUCAGUAUUGUGAUAUUCAUUGUAAAUUAUUUCAUUGUGUCAUUGUGAAAUUUAAGUCUAAAAGAUGUGUAAUAAUAACUGUUUCAGGGAUGUUUAAAAAUUUAAUUAUUUAAAGAUCAGAGGAGAGUUAAAUUCUAGGAACAAUAAUAGAAGGGAGAUAAUGAGAACACUGCUUUCAUAUGGUGAUACAUAGGGUAACUGUGUUUUUGCUUUAUGUCUGAAAAGAUCAAGGGAAAGAACAUUUUGUAAAGACACUGAGGUAAAGCUUGUAAAACAGUUACUAUAUUCUAGAUGCAUGUUCUAAUUACUAAUAUAUAUUUUGCAUUACUUCAAAAGAAACUGUCAGUCGGAGGAUUCUUUGUAGACUUUUACUGAGAAGAAAAUGGAUACCAUUUUUUAAUGUGCUGCUUAUAAUGCUCUUACAAUAAAAAAAAGUACCUUAUUCAGUUUGUGUGUACAGGACUGGCUGAUAGGUUGUUGACAGAUUUUAUUAUGUACUGUUUUCCUUGUUAUACCAGCAGUUCAACAGCACAAUAUGCAAAAACAAAGUCUGUCCUUGCUCUAUUUUAUUUUAUUUUUUUUUUGUAUUAAUUUUUAUAGUGUGAUAAUGCCUAAACAUAAGAAAAAAUUUAUGACAAGAUCUGAAAUACAAA
Mercenaria mercenaria is the source of this 1689-nucleotide messenger RNA. RefSeq names its product cilia- and flagella-associated protein 298-like. Bases 138 to 1010 code for a protein of 290 amino acids. The transcript has 8 exons. Gene Ontology annotation, biological process: regulation of cilium movement. The record is from RefSeq and is a predicted model, not a curated record. NCBI's taxonomy places the organism in Eukaryota, Metazoa, Mollusca, Bivalvia, Venerida, Veneridae.